Blastomyces gilchristii SLH14081 is the source of this 7884-nucleotide messenger RNA. RefSeq lists its product as uncharacterized. The transcript is spliced from 8 exons. The record is from RefSeq and is a predicted model, not a curated record. The coding region runs from base 4944 to 5708 and encodes 254 amino acids. NCBI's taxonomy places the organism in Eukaryota, Fungi, Ascomycota, Eurotiomycetes, Onygenales, Ajellomycetaceae.
GAUUGUGCUGCAGCGUUGGUUCCCCACCUGACCUGACACGUCGAUGAUGGCCACCACGGAUUUUUCAUGGGAACAAAGAAAACAUGGAAGCGAGAGCCACAGACGGCCUUUAAGCUACCAUUGAAAGGGUGUGAAGCUUUACGGAGUAGAGGGAUUGGCUUUAGAGCGACUGGAUUGUUGAGAAGUUUUGACCACUUUGGCCUAUCAUCUAUCCGUUCCUGCAAGUGAACGCGCUUAUUCUAAAGUUUGCAUCGCAUCUGAUCCCUACCGCCGUCGUCCUUCCAAUGGUUUUCCCAGGCAGAUAUAUUUUCGGAUUUCUAUCCCGUCUGGCGGUUCAGCAGGAAUAAUAAUGAACACAGAUGGUCAUUACUGCAUUUUAUAGGGCCCAAGCUUGGGUCGGGUCGUAAGGCAUCGACAACACAAUAAAACGAAAGACAGCAAAACAAAUAAAAAUGACACUGAUCAACCAUUGGCGAGGCUGCUCUCUUUUCUGCGACAAUGAGAGCAGAUCGUACGACGCAUGCCAAGCCCUACAUUCUUUCAGAAGGUCGUCGCCGCUCGAAGGGAGAGAACUGAUAAAACAACACAUCCAUUCUCUUGCCAACGGACAUUUCCCAAAAGCUCAAAAGUACUUUCGGUUGGACAAUCAAUAUCAUGGGAUUCAAUACAGUCCGGGUAGGUAAGAAUAAGAAUACCCCCACACUUCAGGGUCAUGAUAACUCUUUGAAUUUGAAGGAAACCAAACAAACCCUAGAGAUGUUUUCGUUUUGAAUUUGGCUCCUCCUCCUGGCCCCUCACUAUUAAACCCUUGGUGCGGCCAGGGUCUAGUGUAACACUGUCUCUGAUUGCACACGCUGGAUCUUCCAUCACCUCGUCAAAUUUCUCAGAGUCACGGUUCCUUCGCCAAAAACAUUGUUAAUCUUAGGACUGCUUGUCCUGCCUCUUGGCAUGGACACAGAUGAAGCCCUAGACUGUGUUGGACGGGAUGAAGCGAUAAAUAGCAGAACGCCACAAAAAAGCGGCGUCGACAUGUUCAGGACAAAGGAUCCCGAGAGAGUGAAAAUUGGAAAUCUUCAUCCCGUCUCUAUUCUGAUGCCAGGCUACAGGUAGGAUCCAUUUAUGUAUGCAUCGUCGUAGGGCCUUCAUGCGACGUCUGCGAGAGCGUCAUGUGCCUUGCUGGUACAGGACAUGCUGAAGCACUGCGCUCCGGACCUGUCUCCUGCUUUUAUCGUUUCCAGAACGCUUCUCGACAUUUGUACUGCAUGUGGCCUUGCUCUUUGCUCAUCCUCUCGGAUAGAUUUCCGCAGCAAAAAGCUUUGUUCGUUUUGCCUUUUAUAGGCGUACAUCGCCAUCCUAUGAGACUACGGCGAGCACACAACGGAUAAGGCUCACGCCUUUAGUCCUGCAAAUUCUAACCAUGCAAACAUGCCUACCACCGCCACAUUCCAUUUUACAUGCGACAACGAUCUCUAAACGACAUCGACUUAGUUUCCGUUCCAUUUCACUGGUCGAAACAAAACCGUCAUGGCCUGGUGUUCCAUCACAUUUUAUGGCGGAAAAUAAAAUAAAUCCGGCAAAUGUCAUUCCCUUAACGAUGUUCUCUUUCGCCCUCCGUGAUUCCGCUUUCGUUCUACAUCAGGAUAUUUCCCUGAUCUACAUGUUCUCAGUGGCAUUUUUCCAGUGGUGAAUUUCCUGGCUUGAUGCCCACAUUGGUACAAUAUCCUAAACAGCCCUUCGCAAAUUGCAGAUAGAGUGCACCACCUACGGAUUACUGCAAAAUCAAUUCUGGAUAGCGGGGGCACAAGGGAAUAUGAGAUGAAUAUCUGCGGAUACCCGGGAGCUUCCAUCCCGCCAUCCAUGGGUGCUAGAUUAUUAGCACGCUGCCCUUGCCCCUUCGCGACUUGGCAACAGAGGGCGAACUCCUCCCAUGAAGGGGAACAGCUGAACAGGUCAAGUGGGUUAACUUUCUCUCGCCGUCGAUGUGGAACCGACACCGACUCUCGACUUAGUCAGUUAGCGGCCCCGCCAGCGAUAAACUAAAAUGGACCCAUCACACUGCCUUUCCAGAAAGGGCUCCACACGAAAUCAACAUGCAAGGCUAUUUUAGAAACGCGGUAAAUUUGGGGCGAGCUUUUUGCGGCAUGCGUCGAAGCUUGAACCCUUAAAUUCCCGAAAAAUAAUAAAGGGGAGCAGGAUCGGAACGGACGCCGCCGAUGAGCCCUUCGUAUUAUUUCUACCUAAAGUGAAGAUCAGUAUAAUGCUGCAGGAUAUACUAUAUUUAUCCCAUCUAGCAGCCAGGAGUUGAGGAAGCUUGAACUUUGAGCAAGCAUAUAUGUGCGUAAAAUAAUGUUCCGUUAGCUCACAUGCACUGUACCUCUCCUAUCCAUCACCAACAGUCGAAUUCCGCCCUUGGACAGGGAAAUUUGAUGCCAAGUUGAAUGUCAGGCACGUUUGGUUACAGUUAGAACACGCAUUUGCAACGCCGGGAAUCGUAUAAAUCUGUGAUUACGUUAGAGUAAGGUACCCACAUCCGGAGCUGCAGCAUUUCGCCACCAGCAAGUGGGAGAUAGGGGAUAUAUACUUUUGCGCCUAGUAAUGUACAGAUGUGCUCCUGUACAUACAAACUGCCCGGUGACCACAGCAGAACCAAUACACGCUGUUCGAUUUCUCCUUGGCUGCCUUCUUGCAGAUCAUGGUGUGCUGGUUUCUGGUUAUCGGGAUAGGCUUAUUAUAAAUUUUCUUUAUUCCAUUUUUACCUUUGCGCGCCAUACUAUACUAUUAUAUUCGUCUCGUCUCGUCGUGAACUGGAUGCUGAACACAAUAAUAAUGUGUCCAGAGGAGUGCAAAUUAUGUUUUAAAAUAGAUGACCGCGCCACGAGUUACCACUGCAGCGCACCCAAACCCAAACAAGCAUAAAAAUAAAUAAAAUACAGCAUCAACUUCCUGCACGUCGUUAUUUUACGACCCGAAAAUAGUCGACAGGGAAGGAUUUUGGCGUCUAACUGGAGGCCUUCAACCCCAUAUUUCCGCCGUCUUCAAAUGGCUCACUCGCCCUUGCCGGACUCUGCAGGGUUGCAUCAUUUGCAUUCCAUUCUAAUCCAUGUGAGCCCGGCGCAGAACAUGUCCCACUUGGCAGACUAAAUAAGGCGAAGACCGCGCCUGUAGGCUGGAGGCUGUAGUCUGUAUGUAAUUUAAAAAAUCGAACCCAUCCUUUAUCUUACUUGCACAAAAACCAGUGUUUUCAAACCCUUGUCUAUUUUUUCAAUACGCCGCGGCGCGUUUGAUCCUCGUUUUUCAGCAGUUCGGAGCCUCAUACAAGGCCCUUUUUGCAUUAGCCAACCAAAAUCCCCCCCAAAUCGCCAACUUCGCUGGACGCUUUGCCGCGCCUGAUUGGUUUGUGGGAUCGAUCUCUUUGGCCCUCUUGCUGAGACUUGCGGAAACUUCAGGUUCCAGCCAAAGCCGCUGUUCGUCGCUUUCGUCCGAUUCUCUCCUUCCCCCCCCCCCCCCCCCCCCGGGACGACACCAAUAAUACCUUCUGUGACGUGGGGUUCUGCAGAAACAACGUUCGAGUCAUUUCUGGGACGGUGGCAACUGAAUGGCUUGGCUUUUCAAAAUUAGCAGCAGCAGCUCAGAAGGCGUAGUUAUCAACAGCGGCCUGAAGCUGCUCUUCUUUCCGCUAGCGGUUUGCGGCCGCCCUCCUGUCAGCUUGCAAUCGUUGCAGAAACCUGCAGGUUUGGAGUGGGCCAUGAAUCCAUGACGGGGAGAGCAGAGGAGGGGUGUGGCGGGAAAGGGGGGAGUGGCACUGCUCUGUGGGGUGGAGAUUAAAAAAAAGGAAGCAGAAGCGGCAGAUGUAUCAAGUAAGGUGAUGAUUACCGUCGCAUUGGGACUUUGUUUCCCUACAUUAUUCUUACGCUGGCUGCUAGCUCUUGAUUUACCCAGUCCAACAGCCCAGUUAACAAGUACCGAUGGCUUUCUCUAUUGCUGUUUAGGGUUUAUGAAGAGCAGAAAAAGCCGCCUGGGCUGGGCUCCAUGCAUAUUAUUACGGGUAUUAAGCACUGAAAGAAGCGCAGGCGGGACGAAUGAUGAUAAUUUAUUCAUAUAAUAAAACAGUGCCGCGCCCUCCCUCCGACUCCUCCACUGUGGACGAAAACGAGGCGUCUCACUCUCUUAUCCUCUAUUUCCUUUUUAAUUAUUUUAACCUGCUUAAGGCCGCCUCUACAUUAAAUUUCAGCAGAGACUAUAAAUAUAAUCGAAUCCCGCUUCGCUGGCUAGUACCGACGCUUCUUUUUUGUUUUUUUAUCCUGAGACGAUAGUAUAGAUCGGCCCCCCCAUCUCGUCCUAGCCCAACUAUCCUGACUUCUCCACAAGGAUAUCCAGCAAGAAUACGACAAUAGCAAAGUCCCAGGACAUGGCCUGUUCCAUAUAAAAAGAAAUACACUCCAGCUUCUCGAAUAAACUCUAAAAUUUGUUCACUUUAUUCCACCCUGUUCUUCGUCUUGUCUGGCUUCUCGAGGGAGCUCGAUAUCGACUUCGUACAGUAUAUACUGGAACUUCCCACUGGGCUCACUACCUAUUCAUCCCUCAUCCCUCGGGUUUGCUCCAAUUCCAACUUAUCAGCCUGGUCAACCCCAAGGAUUACGCCUUUGCCGGGAGCAAAGCUUCCCGCAUUCCCCUUCGAUUCUGGGCUGAUCUCGUGGACGAUACUUUUCUCUCCUUUUCAACAGGCAUCACGUCAGUGCAAUGAAAGUAGCCGUACCAAAGCAAAGCAACCUCCGACUACAUUUAUCCUCCUCUUUAAAUUUAUAAGGAUAUAACCGCACUUAAGUGCUCCAUCUCUUGCGGACGUCAAAGCAAGUGAGGAACUUGACUCCUCUUUUCUUGCACGCAGCGACCAACGAACCUGCUAUAGACAGUUUCCUUCAGGGGGCGAGGAGAGAGACAAUAUGGAAUACAGCCAACGACGAGCCCUAUACCCUCCUCAACCAGCAAAUGAUUCACAAACCUCUCGAAUAUCCAUUGGUGCUCUGCUAAAUCCACCCCGGCAUACCUCUGACUCCACUUCCAUCCCUCCAACUUCUCCCCGCCACUAUCAGCAACAUCAACACCAACACCAUCAUCAAAACUACUCAGACCUUCCCUAUCGUCAAUCACAUUACCACCCAGCUCAGAAUCACACCAGUAACCAUCAAUCCAUAGAAGGCCAUACAGGAUAUUCAGAUCUCCACCAGACCCCACGCUCCUCUUCCGCACACUCUUCUCCAGGCCUCUACCCGAGAGAACGCUUCCCAUCCGUUUCAAGUAGCUCGUCUGCGAUUGUCGAAAGACGCCGUGCGCCACGGCCCAAAUACGAUGAAGAAGAAAUGUAUUUCAUCUGGUACCAUCGCGUUGAUCUACGCCAGGAGUGGAAGGAGGUCCGUGAGAGCUUUAACGCCCAGUUUCCCAAUCGCCAGCGGAAAGGGUUCCAGGGCAUUCAGUGUAAAUACUACAGAUUCAUAAAAGAGAAGAACUGUCCGACGCUCCGAGAACAGCGUCGCAGACGCAGCGGCGGCAACGGCGGCGGGAGCGGCGAGAAUGGCAGUGAAAACGUGAGCAGUGGUAGUGACGGGAAUUCCAGGAGUGAUUUCAAUGAGGAUUUACCGCAAUACGGGGUUAUCAAGUGGACGGGAGUCAGGUUUCCGUGGAUGAGGGAAUGGCAUGGUUCUCAGUGAAGUUGUUAAACAUACCUUUUUUAAACGAUUAUGAUCCAUCCCUUUGCUUAUCGUGGCAAUUAUAUACCCUGGACAUUCUGUUUCCAGUUAUAACGAGCCAGUUCCAUUAUUAUUCUACGACUCUUUUGUUUCCUGGAGCCUUUCGAUCCCACCGUCGCAUAUUCCAUCGCCGGGCCGGACAAGUAGAAUUCGGCGGCUCGGAACAUCUUCGGCUUCUCCACCUACCAUUCUGUUCUGUGCCUGAACCGCCAACAUCGCCAUAUCCAGCAUUACGAUUCUCUCGCAUUUACACAAAGAUUUCUUUUGGUUUGAUUUUCUCUACUUACCGGAGUUAAAAAAGGAAUUGCUUGGGCCUGGCGGCAGGAUGUAACCGGGGUGAAUCGUCCCAUGUGCAGCGAGCGAAUUUAGACAGGGGCAACUUCAGGCUAUCUACUUAUAAAUCAUCGGCGGCCUGGGGAAUGGGGGUGUCUGUCAUGUUCUCGCGCACUUUUUUGUUUUAGUCUUUGUUUUGUUUGUUUUGGUUCCCUGAGAUGGCUCGGCGCUCUUGUUUUUAUUUCUAUACUCUUUUUAGCCCCCUUCAUUUCACUCUUGUUGUCUUAUAUUAUGAUUUUCUACGCCUCUAUUAUUUACUCGUUCCAUUGGGUUUUCCGUUUUAUAUGUAUAAAGAUAUCUGCUCCAGCAUCUAGCAUUGCAUUUUAGCACCACCCAUAUUUAUAUAUUAUUUUUUUGCUUCCGAGUCCUGUCCCAUCGGCAUAUAACUACAUCCCUUCACUCCUACGCCCUCCUCUUUCUUCUAAGUGCCGAAUAAUUCCCUCCAUCGGCCCACGGACAGAUUCCACAAAAUGUCCCCGGCCUUCUUGCUUCGCGCGCUCAAGGGAUUCUGCCGACUCCUCACUGAGUCCUCACUUAGCCCCCGCUAAACUCAACACGGCAUUUUGAGAUCCCAUACCUGACCCACUUCUAGUUUAGCCCUCGUUUUCCAGCUAUCUCGAGCGGCUGACGGACCCCACCUAACGCCCACUUUUGCUCUCCCUCCACUCCGCACCGCCUGUCUCACAGGAGGCCAGAUUUCCCUCGCUUCGGACGCUCGCGGCUCCGUGUGAAGAGAGAAGAUUAACCCCCAGCUUCCGCCUGUCCAUUCCACACGCCAUUCUACAGUAGGAGCGCUGACGUGAUCGGGGCCGGUCGCUUUAGACCCCGUUGUGUGGAAGCCAACGGAAUAUCCCCUCAGUUUUCCUCAGGCGUGUGCUAUUGUUUGCUUCCUAGAGGCUAUGAGGCGUUAUUUUUUCUUCAUAAUGAUGUAAGUUAACUAAUCUUCAUCUCGAAUCUUUUUGUUGGUUGAAGACCCACAAUUCUGAGCACUCCCUCUAAAAUACACCUCACCCAUAUUACACACACUCUGUCAAUCCCCCACUCAACCCUCUUUUAUCUUAGUGUAGAAGGAUAGAUUAGAGAGCUCAUAAUUAGAAUUAGAAUUAGAAUAAACAAGAAAGAGUUAGAGUCUUUGAAAAAUAUGAAAAAUCAAUAUUAUGGGGGUGCAGAGAUGAUGAUGUGCUGAAUAUGUCCAGUGCACAACAACUUGAUUGCGACGAACAAUGCUGAUUUAGUAAGAUCUUAAUACCAUAUCCCAUGCAUCACCUCACUACCAUUUUCCCAUCCAUGACUAAAUUAAUUUUCCUUCUUAUAUAUACUAGCACGAUGAACAACACAUUGUUUUGGUUUCUCAAAUCUAAGACGCUCUAGCUCACCACUACCUACUCCCUUGCCGGUGACGUGCAUUAACCACCGCCCUCCUAGGCCAGAUCGUUGCCUAUAUAUAGCAGCAAAUCUGUUGUAUGGGGGAAAUAGAAUAUGCUCAUUCGCAGCUGAGUGGCAAUACUUGGAAAUCAAAUGAUUCACGCCUUGUGGUCAAACCUCCUGGAUCUGAUUUCUUAUCCCUGGCUGGGGGUUUGUAAGGCCUCAAAUGGGAUAUGCGUGAUAGAGUCAAGAAGGAUCUACAUGCUUGGUGGCCCUGGAGAAAGAUGACGAAAGGGCUCGGCAUAAAUAUAUGGACGAUUAUUACUAUUAUUAUUAUUAUUAUUCCUUUUAUUCUCCUAUUUCAGUCAGAGACUAUGCAGGAGACUCCCCCCCACAGCAUCUUAGUCUGAGGGCAGAAUGUAUUUCCAACCACUCAUCU